Messenger RNA from Scutellospora calospora, 293 nucleotides. The record is from the annotation of a GenBank genome assembly. Lineage: Eukaryota; Fungi; Glomeromycota; Glomeromycetes; Diversisporales; Gigasporaceae.
CACUAUAGAAAAAAAACGUAAUGCAUUAAUUGAUCAAAUAAAGAACCUACCAGAUAAUCAAAUUUUAAAAUUAGAGAAUUUAAUUAAUACGAUGGUAUAUACUAAAGAUAAAUUAAAAGGUGAAAUAUUGCUACCUUACUUACAAAAUAAAGCAACUGAAUUUGUAGAUAGUGGUCUUUUUAAGCAUUAUUCGUCUGCUUGUGAUUUGCAAGAUAAAAUAAAAAAAUUAGAAACUGAAAAUAAAAAAUUAGCAAAGUCUUUAGAAAAUUCGAAUCAUGAGCUUAGAUCUUUUC